AUGGUGCAGGCAACUUCCCAGUCAGACCCGUCUACGAGCCAUGCUUCCACAUCCAAAGCCGGCGUUGCUUCCUCGUCCGACCUCUUUGUCUCUUAUCAAGACAUCUUUGAGCACCUUGAGCUUGCGCGCCAUCAACGUGACACAGAAACCAUCCGAUCCAUUCUUUCAGCACGCAAAGACAACCUCAAAUCUUGUCUUCAGCCCUUUCCCAUCCUCUCAGCUCCUCAAUUUGACUCCUUCUCCUCCUCCUCGCAAGCUACGCCUCCUACUACGCUCAAGCUUUCCGAUGGCUCGGUCCAUACGCCAACAGAACAAACACGGCAGCUCUGCGAAGCCAUUGUCGAACAGUACCAUAUCUCGCACGAAGACGCCUUCGUCGGUCGACGUCAGGCCAAUUCGGGCUUCUUCGACAACGAAGCCCUAGAAACCGUCGAGUGCAUCUCCAGUCUGCUCGUCCUCAUUGCUGUCGAGACACUCUCGCUCGAAGAGGUCAUGGAUGGUUUGGAUAUGCUUCAGGGCUCCGAUUCUCACAUCUCGAAACACCCACAAAGUCUCGAACUGGCCCUCGACCUCCUCAGCAACACCUCUGCCGAUCCCUUGCAUGCACCCAUCCUCCUCGCCUGGGCACUCGUCCUCCACCGUCUCGAAGAUGCCCUAGCAGCUCAGUAUGAUGCCUCCGACCUCGACCCUUCCCACCAACUUCCCGACUCCACAUCUCAACUUGCAGAUGUCAUCAGAACCGACGACGGUGGUCCGCCUUUGUGGAGGAGGUUGGCUCAAGCCGCUUUUGCUCCCGAACUCCGCCUCUUUGACACCCUCAUGUCUCUGCUUGCCUCGCCCUUGUUGACCAGCAGUAAUGGUGCAAGCACCCCCGCUGUGGCCGGUCCAUCGGCUCUAGCCUACCGCGCCGUCUUCAAGGGCCUUUUGCUCAGCAUAACCGAGCUCGUCAAGCCCGAAUUCCUCCCCGAUUUCAACACCCUUGUCAGUCUUUGGGAGGCCACUUUUGGCUCUGGCGUCGCUCUUCAGCUCAGUCAGACCGCCAUUGAUGGCGUCGCCGCCCUCUGCGACCAAUUCUGGCUCGUCGACAGCAGGUAUGAGUCCAGGUGCACAACUCUGGAUACCGCCCGACGUCGAUGGCCCGUUAGCUUCCGUCCCUUGAUCCUGCUCACAAGGGCUCUCUCUGGUCACGCCAGGGUUGAUGCACAAGCAUCUUGGCCCUCCCUACUCGACGGCCGCUCCCGUCCGGAGGCCGAAGAGCGAGCCUGCGCUGCUGUCUUUGACUAUCUUGCUAACGUGCCAACAUUCGCACAGGUCCUCCCUGUGGGCGCCAACACGCCCAAUGCGCCCUUUGAGACCAUGGAAGGAGGAGACUAUACCUCGGUUACUUAUCGAAUCACCCGUACCAUGCAUAUCCCAGGUACUCAGGUCCGCUUCUCGCCUGGAACCACCGGUUCCACAAUUUCGGAGCUCGGAAAAGAGCCUGUCAUCGUCCUCUGGAGUCCAACGCGUCCUAUCAGCGCAUGGAAGCUCAUGCGAGACAUUCUCUCUUCCUUCCCGCCGGCUUUCGCGGAGCUCGGUGCUGCUUUCAAGGAUGUCGACCCCUUCCGCGAUCAGAAACAGUCUGUCAGCUUCGCCCAGAUCGCUCCUGCGGAUUCCAACGAGGCCUGGGAAGAGCUUGCGUCUGACGUGCUUGAUCUCUUCGCCAGCAUCAUUUCUGCAAGCGCAGAUCUCGCCUGGACCCUGCUUGCUCAUCUCGACGGUCGCGACAUUAAUGCUGACGAGAUCUCCCUUGAUUACGAGCCCGAGGAGCUCGAACAUAUCCAAAAGGAGAAGGAAGAGCUCGCAAACGCAAAGAGCCUCUCCUCCAUAGCCGUCAGCCUGCUAUCACAUGCACUUGUUGCGGCUCCCAUCAACAUUCGCCUUGUUCGAUCAUCUCUUCGCCUACUUACCGUGCUUCUGCCAUACGAUCCUGAUGUGGUGUGGCAGGAAGUGCGAUCAUCCAACGCCCUCAUCGGAAGCCCAGGCGCUAUUCCUUACCUGUCCAAGGGUACCGCCGCAGCAGGCUUGCCUACCGUAUCAGUCUUGCUGAAUCAGGAAAUGGCACGUGCUUCCUACGGUGGUCUCAUCUCGUUGCUCGACUUCCACAUAUCCCUGUUUUCAGAGCUACGCAGGUCAUACUCCACCUCUUCUACAGAUGCUCUCGAGACCAAAGCCAGCGUUCUCCUUCGUACCUUCAAUUGGAUCUUCGAAUGCGUUUGGCCCGAAUAUCAAAGCUGGCGAUAUGUGCAAUUGGCAGAACGGCUCGAGAUCGGCACCAAGUGCACUCGACUCCUCCAUAUGGCUCUCGAAGAGCGCAGCUGGCGCCUCUCACCGACACCAACUUCAACUCUGGUCGAUGAGCCUGGACCGGCAGCUCUUCUCGUCGAAGCCGCCGAGAGGAGCUUGGUAGGAAAUCCCAGCAUCGUUGGCAUUGCACCUAUGAUCACGUGCAUUGGAACAGGCCAGCAGUUGCUCGACGCCUUGAGCAGGGCUGGCAGACAGACCGAUGCCGUCUUGGCAGAAGAAUGGAUCCUAUCAACCCUGCGUCUCGCCGCGCUCAUUGUCUCUCGCAAGCGCGAGGGCACUCUUGCCGCCCUCCACGAUUUAUCGACGCUGCCUGCAGAGACGGCCAGGAAGGCCGUGUCAGCGCGGAUCAAUAUGGGCCUUUUCGAACGACUCUUUUUCGACCACACCAUUGUCGCCUCUCGAACCGCAUUUGGCGGCGGACGCAGAUCGAAUCGAGUCGAGCUGGCAAGUGCCACUUUUGCCUAUGUGCUUUUCCCGACUUCCACUGCCAUCAGCUCCGAGGCGGCACACCUCGUCACUUCCGUUUUGAGGUCCGCAAACGAUCUUGCCUCAUCAGGCAAGCAGAUCCCCGGCCUCAUCGGCCACAUGGGCACUCUAGAAGAGCUCGAGGAAACGCUUUCCGGGUUGGUCGACCUCGUUGCCAAUUCAAACCAGCAUUCCGCCCUCAAGGUACAGGUGUGGACAAUGCUUGCUGCCAUCGUCGAUACCCAGCCAGCCCUCGGGACGCUCCUCUUGACCGGCCGCCACCUUGCCAUGACGACCGAAACCCGCCUCAACAGGUCCGAAGGUGAAUCGGAAUCCAAGCCGACUGAGCCUGCCGCAUCUGCACCCGCCUCGUACAGGUCCAGUAACGGUCGGGCACUCGAUAAAACAGCACUCGAUGUCGCUUCCGAGGCUGUCCUUGCCUGGCGAGCAGCUUACGACGGCGCAUCACAGCUGCUCGAAAGUGUCCUCCGCUUCCUCGAUGUUGCUUGGGUGCAUGCGGCUGAACACGUCGCUGCAUUUGAUACGAUCCGCACAAACUCGGCAUUCUUCCGCGCCUUGGCUGACGUAAUUUGCGAAGCGACCGAGAUUCCAACAACAUUGGCCGAAAGAUUUAUUGAUUCUGAGCCGGCUUUGCAUGCUAGCAACGAUGCCGACGUGUCUGCUUACUGCUACCGGAAGAUGUGCCAGGCACGCUCGCUUCGACUUCUUCAGCAUGACAUCCAGCUCGGUGGGAUUCUCAAGAAUCGGAACAAAAGCGAUGCAUCUAGCAAGGCUAGUCUUGAAGCGUUGCUCGACAUCCUCGCCUCGUCGGACCGCACGCUCAAAUCGAUCGAAAAGAGCUUCUCGAUGCCUUGCGAUCCAUUGAUGCGCGCGACCUUGGAACUAAAGCUGGCAGAAAUCUUUCCUACCAUACAUGUCGAGUCCCUGCGCCAUCCGUCGCGUAAAGAUGACUUUGACCUCGACAAAUGUUACGGUGACAACUACCACUUUAGCGUCUCUGCUUUCCGAAACAAAGCCGAAGGCCGUGUCCUCGAUGGCGAGCUCGGUGGCGAGGUGGCGCUGAUUGAAGAGGGCCUCCUUGCCAUCUUCACCAUCAACAUGGAGUGGAGUCUGAUCGACGUGCAAAACUACUUGCUUCAGGCAUGGACGCAAUGCAUCGAAGUGUGCAUGGGCCGCAUUGUUGCGCAGGCACUCAACAAGAACAGCAUGUCUGCACUGGAGACAUCCGCCAUCACAAGUUGGACCCGGCUCGCCACGCUAGCUGCUGACGAGGGCCGCGAGGGCGACUUCAUGCGCGGCGUCCAUGCUACCCGACUUGGUCUUCUCACCAAGCUCAUGGAACUUUCCUGGGGCCACCGCCGCAGCAAGGAAUCGUCGACUACCGAUCAGAUCGUCCAAGCUGCCACUCUGUGCGGACGCCUUGUGACACACCCCUUCUUCCGUGUCGAAGACAGCCUCAAAGCGACCGUACCGCCCGAGUUCCACCGCGAUGUAUUCGAAAUGGUCCUUGUAUGUGUCGCUCGUAUUCGUGCCUUGUUGUCCUCGAAAGGCUCCAUGGUUCGUCCGAACGAAGAGACAAUCGAGAGCCACAAAGCGCUUCAUGCAUCUGUCGAACUCUUCUGUCGCCACGUUACAGACGCUCUCCGCAUCAAGAUCGAGGACGCGCUUCGGAGUUUGCAGAUUUCUCAGCAACGCCAAGUAAAUCUACAGGUGUUGGAGGACGACCUUGACAUCCUCGUGAGCAUCUUCGAGAUGACGAUCCGACGCGACGUAGGCGCUGAGACGGCGGUGUGGUUGGCUCACGUCCAAGAGACGCAGCUGCUACAGACCGCCCUUCGUCUCCUGGGACGAGCACCAGUGCUGCGACCGGAAAGCAUCAAUGGUGCCAAUACGCCUGUCAACCCAAACAGCGCUCACCAUGUCGCUUUCAUGAAACCGUUGCUCUCGCUGCUUGUGGCUAUUGCAUCACAACCCUCUUCGAGCGAGGAACUUGCCCUGCAAGGUACCGUCAAUGUAUUGGCCUCCAAUAUGCUUACCGAUUCUCUCGAGGAUGGCCAGAUCUCGCCUUUGUUGCUCUCUGGUGAUCCGAGUGCGUCUCAUGAGUGCUGGAGAUUGAUGCUACGUGUCCUUGUCAAUCUGAUCGACAAUCUGGGAGCCGGAUCCGACUCCCCGAACUGGAGAGGCGUCAGCGCCAGGUUUGUGGAAACGGAUGUCUAUGGGUUUGUUCGCGUCUACCAAAAACAGAUUGAUCGGGCGAUGAACCUCAACGAGCUGCACGCACGACUUGCUUCGAUGUCAGGCGUCUUGAGCCACCCAUCGUCCAUCCAUGACCGCUUUGGCGACGGGAAUGUCGGCGCUGCUGUCAGUCUAGAACAACUGGAGGAGAUUGAGCUGAUAUCGACUCUUCUGUACAGCUUGACACAUAUCGAAGGCGAGCAGUGUUGGCACUCGCAUGGUGCACGAUCCGAGCGCGAUGUAGCGGUUCCUUCCAUCGUGCAACAUCUCGCUGUGACUUCGGCAGGGACGGUGCAGCCCCUUGUGCACCUCUUGCAACAUCCGAACGAGCUUACGAGUCUGCUCGGCUUGGACCCGGCAGCAGCAGAAGCCACGAAUGUUGUGCAAGAUGCGGCAGCGACCAAGAUUCGCACGAUUGUAUGCGUGCUGAUCGCCAGCCUGUGGAAUUAUACUUCUUGCGCGUUGGUGUUGUGUCGAGGCUCGGACGCUUGGCCGUCGACCGAGUCUGGACGCGCAAUUGUGCGGCCGACGACGCGAACCAGCACUGUGCGCAUUGCUACGCUCGGCACGCUUCUGGACCUCAGCACUCAUCUGACCGACUACAUUAGGACCAAUAAGCAGAAGCUGACAGCCGAGGAUAAGGGACGCUUCUCGGCAACACUUGAACAGGCGCUGGGCCUAGCGGCAACUCAGGCAGCCAUCUGGGCAGCUGGAAGGUCCAAGGAUCAUACAGAGCCGGCAAGGCUGGAGCACAUGGCGCGGCAAGAGCUCGAGUCGGGUCUUUCGAGGGAUAUCGUGUCUGCAUUGAGGGCAGCCGAAGAAGUUGUUGGCGCGCAAGGGAAUUUAUUCUCAUUGAUCACGACAUUUGUAGAGUCGAAACUGAACAGCUCGCGCUUUUGA
Messenger RNA from Mycosarcoma maydis (corn smut), 5967 nucleotides. RefSeq lists its product as uncharacterized. Gene Ontology annotation, molecular function: structural constituent of nuclear pore. The transcript is spliced from 2 exons. The coding region runs from base 1 to 5967 and encodes 1988 amino acids. Gene Ontology annotation, cellular component: nuclear pore inner ring. NCBI's taxonomy places the organism in Eukaryota, Fungi, Basidiomycota, Ustilaginomycetes, Ustilaginales. The record is from RefSeq and is a predicted model, not a curated record. Gene Ontology annotation, biological process: RNA export from nucleus; protein import into nucleus.